GGCGACGGCUGUGCGCGGGCGCCGCUGCCGGCGGAAUCCCGCCCGGGAGUCGUCUCCAGUGAAAUGACCAUUGGCUCUAAAAAGAAGACUUCAUUUUUCAUGAUAAAAUGGCAGUGGUGAAUACCUCCAGCCGUGAGCUCAAGAACACCCAAGAGUUGUUUAGUGAGGUACCCCUGCUUCUGAGGAGCCUAGUGGAGGAGCCCAAGAAAAGAACAGAUGUACCUAAUCACCUCCUAGAAUCAAAGGUUUACGCAAAACUUCUGAAUAAUAAGAUCAUAGAGGCAAAACCUGGCAUAGUGCAUUUUGGAGGCUAUCAAGUAGAAAAACAGCACCAACAGAUUCUGAAUCUGGUCAACAUUUCCGGUGAGGACAUCCACGUUCACGUCUUACCCCCACAAACCAAACACUUUGAGAUCAAGUAUGUGAAGAAAGAACACCGCCUGGUCCCUGGCUUGUCCCUCACGGUCACCAUUAUAUUUUCUCCAGCUGAGUGGCGCUACUAUUAUGAUUGCAUCCGUGUUCACUGUAAGGGGGAUGACACCUUGCUCAUUCCCAUCCAUGCCUACCCUGUUAUGAAUACCCUGGAUUUUCCCUCAUUUAUAAGUCUAUCAGAUGUUCUCCUGGGGCAAAGCAAGAAUUACGUUAUUCCCUUGCAGUGCAGCUGCCCUGUAGAUUUUGAGUUUCAUAUGGCUUUGAUUCAGGCGCAUCAAGCCUUUACUAUUGAACCAACAUCAGGAAUAAUUCCGGCUAAUGGGAAGGUGAAUGUGACUGUCAAGUUCACACCGUUUCAGUAUGGAACUGCACAGAUCAAAGUGCAGCUGUGGAUCUCACAGUUCAACUCCCAGCCUUACGAAUGUGUGGUCACCGGGACAUGCUACCCCAACAUGGGUUUGAAAUUAGAAGAAUUUGAAAGAUUAACUGCUCUUUCUAAGAAAGUAAAUGUUCCUCCAGAGAAGACAAUGACACGUAUAUAUUUUCACAGACCACCAGCAAAGGCAAAGCCUCAGAAGAUUAAGGAAAUUGAAUACCAGAACUUGAGAUUUCCAGUAGAUUUAUCAAAUCCAUUUGCCGUGGCAACCGUUUUAAACCAAGAACCAGGAAAACUGAAGAUCAGAAAAUUAAGAGAAGUUUUGGACCAAGGCAAUGAGAUCUCACAAACAAGACAAAUGAAGGAAGCUCUCUUUGAACAGAAAGUCAGACAGGACACUUACGAAGAAGCCAAAAAUCACCUUAAGUGGCAGGUGCACCUUGGUAAAGAUCCCGUAUCUUUUAAAUUAAAAAGAGAGCUUAUCGAAGAACAUCAGAGAGCAUGCGCAAAAUAUAAGCUAGAUCGAGGAGAUCCCAUUGAGAAUGAGGAAUUUGAGCGACUCAGGACGGAAGUUAGCCACAAACGGAUUAUUCGCAACCUAGAAGACAAAAUCGAGGAAUUUCAUCCCAGCUUUGAUCCACUCAUUAACAACACUUGGGCCAACAGGUUCAGAGCACUAAGGCGGUUUCAACAGGCGGCACGCAAGGUCAUGAUUCAUCGACGAUUAGUCAGUAUGCUGGGUGCGAUUCGUGAAAUGGACAGAGAGACCGUAAAGGGAAGAGUCAGCCAAGGGAAAAAAUCGUUGUUAGAAGAGAAAUCCCCCAAGUACCUCUUCCUGCCUGGCGUCGGUCACAGUGAUUAUUCCGCACGGUUCUCCGUGGCGCCCAGCGACGUGCUACCCUUCGCCUUCCCAUCCUACAGUCCUCCUCAGGCCUCCGACGAGUUGGCUCCGGACGGCCUGGGACCGGUCCCGAUUAAGGCUUCAGAAGUUCAAAUCAAGCAGUCCUAUUCCUUCCUCGAUUUGCAGGUUCCUCAACUGUACAGAAUCAAGGGGUAUCAACCCUUCUCUGUCCAGGAGUCUUCGACAAGUUACAAACCUGAAAAGCUUGCUCGAACCCUGAAGCAAGGAGCUGAGGACGAAGUCACCACCAUCAUAGUCCUUCCAAAACAGGACUCCAUGCCUCAGCCCUCCAGCAAGACCUCCGUCUUGAACAUGAAACCACCUGAAGCCUUGGCCAGGUCUCCAGAGUAUGAUCCGCUGUAUAUUUUUAAUCCCAGCCCAGGAUUGUUUGCUGUGAUGCAACCUCUGACCUACCCAGAAACCGUAAUAGAUUACCACCUCUGCCCUUACCCCAAGUACAAGUUCACCAGAGAGGUCCAUGAGGGGUCCAGCAUUCCCUUCACCCAAAAGCAGUUUCUCCAUCACACGGAUAUUAUUCCCGGCAUCAUGCACUGGAAGAAGUUCCGGUCACUGGUUCUGUCGUCCCUGCCCAACCCUUCUAGGACAGAGCCGACACGGAGCUACGAUUCCCUCAACCCAGUUAUGCUUCCUGUGGACGUCCCUGCUGUCGUGCACGACUUACCAGAAGAAGACAGACUGGAAAUCAUCGAACGUGAGCUCUGUGAACAGGAUGUAGACAUUAUGUUGACUCCAGAAAUGAUCCAGGUGGAAUUCCCAAUGUUGGACCACAAAGACACCAAGAAGGAGAAAGAGGUGAGAGACGAGGCACAGCCCCCUGAGAAGGCGGGAGAGAAGAUGCUGGAGGAGGUGAAGGACCUGCGGGCGAGAGCUCUCAGCCCCUACCUGAUUCUGGAGUGA
This is a messenger RNA of Trichechus manatus latirostris (Florida manatee), 2627 nucleotides long. It is a transcript of the gene CFAP221, whose product is annotated as cilia and flagella associated protein 221. Bases 108 to 2627 code for a protein of 839 amino acids. The transcript is spliced from 24 exons. NCBI's taxonomy places the organism in Eukaryota, Metazoa, Chordata, Mammalia, Sirenia, Trichechidae. Gene Ontology annotation, cellular component: 9+2 motile cilium. Gene Ontology annotation, biological process: motile cilium assembly; cilium movement. The record is from RefSeq and is a predicted model, not a curated record.